CUUUACUCGGCUCUCAAAUCGCGAACCACAAGCAAUUGUUUGUAAUAUUUAAUACGGAUACAAUUUAUCGUAAAAUUUUACAAUUAUCAAGCAUUAUCAGGCUGAUUCGAUUAUAAUUUCCUACUCAAUUAUGAAUGUUAGUGUACAAUGUAUAUUCACGGGCGUAUAUUUUCAGCGCAGUGCAAGAUCGCGGGUGUCAAGUGUAGUGUUAUUUGUUUGUUUUUCAUGUGUUUGUUAGUAAGAUGUGAUCAAUUGGAACAUGAGUUAAGGCACAGCAUGCACGAUGCUCGACAUCAUGAUAUGCCUAUAUUUCAUGAAAUGACGUCAGAGCCAUCGGAUCUGUACCCGGUAGUACACGCAGAGUUGCCCCGGGGCUUGGCUGUAUAUCCUCUGCCCUUGAAGAAUUCAGACCACGAAGUCAUGUUAAAUGUAACAUGGCAGCGGCCAACUGGUCCGCCAGUAAGAAGUUAUUCCCUAGAAGUUCACAGUACAAAGGACACAAUAGACUGUCGCUCAAAUUUGUGUUACGAGUACAAUAUACCUGGAGAAGCUGUAUGGAGUCAUGUACCUUCAGUAGUGAGUCCCAUAGCGGGAGGGUGCGCAGUACGACCCGGGUGCUCCUAUAGAGUGAGGCUGAUAGCCCAUCCCUGGGAUGGACACACAGCUGCAAAUACCAAUGUGCAGUUAGAUGAGUGUGUGUUGGGUGUAUGCUCCUGCGCACACGCACCUCGACUGCCCGUACCACAAGUGAUUGCAGAUAUGUUCUCAUUCAUGGGAGAGCUGAUGGUCAACGUGUCUUGGACUUUACCAGCUCCCAAUGAACCGCUUAGACUCCCGCCCAGGCUGAGGAAACAGGCCUAUAUUAUAAGCUUAGGUAAACAAAUGGUGUCCGACGCGCACCCAGCUCCCUGGUUCGCAAACACCAUAACCAGGCGCGAAGAAGCAAAAGGCUUCGUUGCCGUGCCUGAAGGGGUGCGAUGGCUUAUCCUUCCUAUUAAUGAGAAGAACAUCGAUCGAGCUGUUAAGCCGAAAAGGACGCUAGUACUCGAUGUAAAGCUCUUGGCGCGAGUGAGUCUAAUUGAUGAACGAGGUUGUAUAGGACCCGCUGGAAAUGUUACAGCUUAUGAUCCAUCAAAAGCUAAAGGUUCGCCGUUUGGUUCAUAUAUGCUGUGGGCCCUCUAUGGCGGUAUUUGCGUGCUAGCUGCAGGCGUCAUACUGGCGUUCAGCGCACGAGCAGUCAAGCGGAUAACUGCUAUAAUUCUAAGGGAAAUCCGCCCCGCAGCCGCUCCCUCACCGCUGCAAACUAUGUCAAACCGACCGAUUUGGUUCAUGAGGCAAAACGAGGGAAACGUCACAAGGGGUCAGAUGGAGGAAAGUCCACUUUACGUUCAUAAGGAAUUUGAGCCGGGGGAUGACAGCGAUGAAUGGGAGGUCAGCAGAUCACGAGUGCAUCUGGGGGCUCUAAUAGGAAGUGGAGCUUUCGGCAGGGUCCAUGUUGCCCACCUGGAUAUGCCUGGAGGGGAGACCAUCACUGUCGCUGCAAAAAUGCUAACAGAUAACGCAACCGGCGAAGAGAUGCAAGACUUCCUCCGUGAAAUAGCCAUGCUGAAACACGUUGGUGAACACAAACACGUGAUUCGUCUGGUAGCGUGUUGUACCCGACGAGCACCCUUAAUAGCAUUACUGGAACACGCUCCCAGGGGAGAUCUCUUGACACUGCUUCGAUCAGCUAGGGGCAGACGGAAUAUAGACCUGCAGAAGAAUAGCAUUAAGUCAAAUUGCAAUGUAAACGGCAGACCGUCUGAGGCAGAUACUGAAUACACAAAUUUAAGCGACUCAGAUCCGCCAUUAGAAGAGAAUGGUGACACAAAACUAUACAUAGAUUCCGACCAAGAAGUAAUGAGCAAACAUCAUUAUGUAGCAGAGCCUGCGCUACACCUCGACAGUAGUAUCAUGAGAGACUAUGCAUUACAAGUAGCAUUGGGCAUGCAGCAUUUGGAAGCUCGUGGUAUUACGCAUCGAGACCUUGCAGCGCGGAACAUCCUAAUGGAUGGAGCUGGGGUGCUAAAAGUCGCGGACUUUGGACUCUCCAGGUCUGGCAUCUAUGUCCACACUCGCUCCAGACCAGUUCCUCUCCGGUGGCUGGCUCCAGAAGCUAUAUUCACCUCGCAGUAUAGCAGUGCCACUGAUGUUUGGGCAUUUGCAGUAUUGCUAUGGGAAAUUGCUACUUUUGGUGGAUUCCCAUACUCUGAACUGAGCAAUCAAGAGCUGCCCACAUACCUAACCACGGGCGGUCGUCUUCCAAAGCCAGCCAGAGCAUCCCAAAGACUGUACCAACUCAUGACCGAAUGCUGGUCCGACGACCCAAACAUACGACCAACGUUCACACAAAUAGUAGAUAGACUAACCGUACAGAAUCAACUGUACGUAGACCUCGACUGCGUUUUCCCACCCGUGGAAGAAAACUUUGCUGAACUCAGCGAAAUAGAUUUCCCAUUGGGCAGUGCUACCGUUUUCGACCGGUGAUUUUAAGACUGAAUAAUUUAAUUGUUGUUAUUUAUUCUAUAGUUUUCUAGUAAAUUUAUGUCGCUA
Molecule: messenger RNA, 2592 nt
Organism: Colias croceus (clouded yellow)
Lineage: Eukaryota; Metazoa; Arthropoda; Insecta; Lepidoptera; Pieridae
Product: tyrosine-protein kinase receptor TYRO3-like
Exons: 14
Coding region: 148-2526 (792 amino acids)
Biological process (GO): cell surface receptor protein tyrosine kinase signaling pathway; multicellular organism development; positive regulation of kinase activity
Cellular component (GO): signaling receptor complex
Molecular function (GO): ATP binding; transmembrane receptor protein tyrosine kinase activity
Source: RefSeq, a predicted model, not a curated record